AUGGCUAGAGCAUCAUCAAGCUUAAGCUUCGGGGCUAUACUUACUGUAAAGCAGCUAUACCGCCAAAUUAAACAAACAUGGAGGGCAUUCCCCGAAUGGUACGCGGAAAACUUGAGCAAAAGCAUAGAGGCUAUACUUGAAAAUGAAGGGGCAUACGCAUUAUAUUGGGAUUAUGAAUUUUGUGUAUACCACAAUGAACACCAUGGAUCUUUGUUGCAAGUUAUUAGUGGAAAACUUCAGUUCAAACCAUUGAUUUUAGAAGACCUCUAUGGAGAAAGGGCCACGACGUACGGAACAAUGCAACUUAGUGGUUGUACCAGCAAAAUAUCAGAAGAAUGUAUGCGGAAAGCUACAGCAUACAACAUUUUGCCUCCAGUUCUAGCAAUUAAAUUAACCACAAAACAUAGCUUUAAUUUUAGAUAUGGUAAAAUUGAGAUAAAAGCAAAAUUUCCUGAGGGCGACUGGUUAUAUCCAGAAAUGUAUCUGAAACCAAAAUAUGAUACUUAUGGCACUGGAUAUUCAAGCGGAUGCAUUGUUCUCGGUCUGGCCCGGGGAAAUGGUAAUUUAAUUGAUGUUACCAACAGAACCAUCUUCGAUUCAAGAAAAUUGGAUUUUGGGUUCCGAAUUGGUACAGAUACGCAUGUUAACGACUAUAUGGUUUCUAAAAUACGAGAAUCUGGUCCAAAAUGGACACAAGGCUUUCAUAUUUACACAACAACAUGGAACACAAACGGAUUUCGAUUUUCUGUCGAUGGUGAAGAAGUUGGUGAACUGGAUCCUGAAACAGAUGGAUGGUUACAUAACAAUAAUUUUAACAAAUUGGCACCAUUCGAUGAAGAAUUUUACAUCUCUAUUGGCAUUGGGGUCGGAGGUAUACGCGUUUUUCCGGAUGGAACAAUAAGUUCAGGAAGUAAAAAGCCUUGGCGAAAUGUUGGUGCUAAGGCAAUGUUACAGUUUUGGAACGCAAAGAAUGACUGGUUACCAACAUGGAAAGAAGAAACUGGUAAAAUGACGACUUUCGAGAUUGAUUACAUUCGAGUGUGGUCUGUUCCCAGCUAGAACAGAUGUGUUGUAACCUUUUCCGGAAAUUUCUUUUUGACUCAUAAUCAAGCGCGUAUCCUCGCCCGUGGAGUCCUGAAGAACUCGGCUCGUGAGGAAAUUCUGGACUUCUUUAAGGAAGACAACUUUGAUUGCAAAAAAACACGUCUUUAUUGAUCGAAGGUCAAUACUGGAAUGGUCUCCUUUACAAAACGAUCGUUUUUGUUACAUUUGUUAAUUACAAUAUGUCCUUAGAU
Messenger RNA from Dufourea novaeangliae, 1295 nucleotides. RefSeq names its product beta-1,3-glucan-binding protein-like. Gene Ontology annotation, biological process: carbohydrate metabolic process. Bases 1 to 1059 code for a protein of 352 amino acids. NCBI's taxonomy places the organism in Eukaryota, Metazoa, Arthropoda, Insecta, Hymenoptera, Halictidae. The transcript has 6 exons. Gene Ontology annotation, molecular function: hydrolase activity, hydrolyzing O-glycosyl compounds. The record is from RefSeq and is a predicted model, not a curated record.